GGUGACUCGGACGCUCUUUUGAAGUUCAAGUCAUCUCUCGUGAACCCUACCGCGCUGGUGGGAUGGGACUCAGGCGACCCUCCUUGCUCCGGAGAAAAAGGAAGCGACUCGAAAUGGAAAGGAGUGAUGUGCUCGAACGGCGUCGUGUUCGCUCUCCGCCUCGAGAACAUGAGCCUCUCCGGCGUGCUUGACGUGCACUCCCUCGCGUCGAUGCGAGGGCUCAAGAGCAUCAGCUUCAUGCAUAACGGUUUCGAAGGGUCGGUGCCACGUGGACUCGACGGGCUUGUCUCGCUAGUGCAUCUUUACUUGGCGCAUAACCGGUUUUCAGGCGAGAUCGACGGUGAUUUGUUUGAUGGAAUGAAGGCUUUGGUGAAGGUUCAUCUUGAAGGAAACCGGUUUUCCGGUGAGGUUCCGGAGUCGUUGGGGAAAUUGCCGAAGCUGACUGAGCUGAAUCUCGAGAAUAAUUUGUUCACCGGGAAAUUACCGGCGUUUAAACAGAAGAAUCUCGUUACCGUUAACGUUGCUAAUAAUCGACUAGAGGGUCGAAUUCCGUUUACUCUCGGCCUCAUGAACAACACCUUCUUCUUAGGUAACAAGGGGCUGUGUGGGCCGCCUCUGCUUCCGUGCAGAUACACUCGUCCGCCGUUGUUAACGGUGUUUCUCCUUGCCCUCACCGUCCUCGCCGUCAUAGUCCUCAUUACCGUCUUUCUUUCCGUUUGCAUCCUCGGCCGUCGUCAAGGGCAAGGCCAAGGCCAAGGCCACGACCACGGCCAAAUCUACGGACCAACCGAGCAACAGAGUGAGAAGAGCUCGCAGGACUCGAAGGUCUACAGGAAGCUAGCCAAUGAAAGUGUGCAGCGAGAUUCAGCAUCAACAGCAGCAUUAUCCGAGGGAGCUCAGUCUCCAGAAGAAGACAAGCGAGGAGAUCAACGGAAGCUGCAUUUCGUUCGGAAUGAUCAGGAGAGGUUCACGCUCCAGGAUAUGCUCCGUGCGUCCGCGGAGGUUCUCGGCAGCGGCGGAUUCGGAUCGUCGUACAAGGCGGCUCUAUCGAGCGGCCGCGCGGUGGUUGUGAAGCGGUUUAGGUUUAUGAGCAACAUCGGGAGAGAGGAGUUCUACGAUCAUAUGAAGAAGAUCGGUCGAUUAUCUCACCCUAAUCUUCUUCCAUUGGUCGCCUUCUAUUACAGAAAAGAGGAGAAGCUUCUCGUCACCAAUUACAUUACCAAUGGAAGCCUCGCGAAUCUCCUCCAUGCAAAUCGGACACCAGGUCAGGUGGUUUUGGAUUGGCCGAUCCGAUUGAAGAUUGCAAGAGGAGUUACGAGAGGUUUGGCUUAUCUCUACAGAGUAUUCCCUGAUCUGAAUCUCCCUCACGGCCAUCUCAAAUCUUCAAACGUGUUGCUCGACCACGACUUCGAGCCGCUCCUAACGGACUACGCUCUCGUGCCGGUGGUGAACAGGGAGCAGUCGCAGCAGUUCAUGGUGGCUUACAAGGCCCCAGAGUUCACUCAGCAAGAGCGGACCUCGAGAAAGUCCGAUGUGUGGAGCCUUGGAAUCUUAAUCCUCGAGAUCCUGACGGGGAAGUUUCCGGCGAACUAUCUACGGCAAGGGAAAGGAGCUGAUGACGAGCUAGCUGCUUGGGUUGAGUCGGUAGCGAGAACGGAGUGGACAGCUGAUGUGUUCGACAAGGAGAUGAAAGCAGGGAAAGAACACGAAGGGCAAAUGUUGAAGCUGCUCAAGAUUGGGUUGAGAUGCUGUGACUGGGACAUAGAGAGGAGAAUUGAGCUCCACGAGGCUGUUGAUCGGAUAGAAGAAGUCGACAGAGAUGCAGGUGGAGGUCAAGAGAGUGUUCGAUCUUCAUACGUGACUGCUAGUGAUGGCGAUCAUCGUUCUUCAAGAGCCAUGACUGAGGAGUUUUCUCUCAUUAGCAUGUACUCCGACAAUAAGGCUAAGGCACCUGUUCUUGAUGAACCAUGUCCAUUCUCAUAUAUUGGUUUAGUAUCAGCAGAUUAUCAAGUGCAGUUUCCUGAAAAUGAUGAUAUUUACUCUAUACUAGCAGCGGAAGGGAUUGAAUUCCUUUUGUCGCAUAGUGGAGAGGUGCCUUUGGAAUAUAUUCACGGGAAGACGAUUUGUCUCUUCUUCUCCGCAAACUGGUGCAGGCCUUGCAAGGACUUUACUCCAGAGCUGGUAAAACUCUACGAGAGUCUUCAGAAACGAGGAGAAGAACUUGAGAUCAUCUUUGUCUCAUUUGAUCAUGAUAUGACUCUAUUCUAUGAACACUUCUGGUGCAUGCCAUGGCUCGCAGUUCCCUUCAGUUUAAGCCUACGCAACAAGUUAACGGACAAGUACAGGAUCGCUCGUAUCCCGUCACUCGUUCCUCUAGAUCCAGAUGAAAUCUCGGUCGCUGAAGAUGUAAUUGGUCUAAUUGAAGACUAUGGUCCUGAAGCAUUUCCUUUCACUAAAAAGAGGAAAGAAGAACUCAAGGCCAUCGAUGACUCCAAACGCGUUGGAGGACAGUUGGAGAAACUCCUUACGCAUGAAUCCCGGAAUUACGUUGUUUCUAGAAAUGGAAGUAAGGUACUAGUUUCUGAACUUGUGGGCAAGACCAUAGGUUUAUACUUUGGUGCACAUUGGUGUCCACCUUUUCGAUCCUUCACUUCUCAGCUCAUAGAUGUGUACAAUGAGCUUACGACCACCACAAAAGGCUCCUUCGAAGUCAUCUUAGUCUCAACAGACAGAGACUCGAGAGAGUUCAGUCUCAACAUGACCAACAUGCCGUGGCUUGCAGUACCUUAUGAGGACAGAACAAGACAAGAUCUCUGUAGAAUCUUCAACAUCAAACUCAUACCUGCUUUGGUCAUCAUAGGACCUGAAGAGAAAACGGUGAGCACAAACGCGAGAGAGAUGGUCUCGUUGUAUGGAUCGAGGAGUUAUCCAUUCACGGAAUCUAGGAUUGUUGAGUUAGAAGCUUGUUUGAAGAAAGAAGGCGAUUCGUUUCCAAGGAAAGUGAAAGAUAAGAAACACGAACAUGAGCUAAAGCUGGAUAUGGCGAAAGCUUAUGUGUGUGAUUUCUGUAAGAAGCAAGGCAGGUUUUGGGCGUUUUCUUGCGAUGCUUGCGAUUAUGAUCUUCAUCCUACAUGUGUGGAAGAACAAGAAGCAUUGUUGAGAGAGAAAGAGAUUUGGAUGGCGAAGAACAGGCGGGACAGAGACGGAGGAGGAUAUGGCACGGAUGGAUUGGUUGCUGUGGCAAUAGACAGAGACAAAAGCAGCCAAAAUGCUCUGAAAUGGGCUACCGAUAAUUUGUUGCAGAGAGGCCAAACCAUCCUUCUCAUCCAUGUCAAGCCUCGGGCUUCUUCUUUGUCAACGAACCCUUCUAUUAGCUCAACCUCUUCUAAAUCGAGCCAAAUAAAUGGUGAUUCUUCAUUGGUGAGUGGAGAACCAGAAGGCUCUUACAAACAGUUGUUCCUUCCCUUUCGUUGCCUCUGUUCACGCAAAGAUAUACAAUGCAAGGAUGUGGUGCUGGAGGAGUCAGAUGUGGCGAGAGGUUUAGUCGAAUAUGCAAGUCAGGUCAUCAUUGAGAUAUUGGUGGUUGGUUCCUCUUCAAAAGGUGGCUUUCUCAGGUUCAACAAACCUACAGAUAUCCCGGGAGCCGUUUCGAAGACGGCACCUGACUUCUGCACGGUUUAUGUGAUAACCAAAGGGAAGCUUACAUCAAAGAAAGCAGCCUCUCGUGCUGCGCCUUCUGUUUCUCCAUUGCGUAUGCAGCUUCAACAGAAUAGCUCAAAGCCACAUCCACCUUUGCCUUCUGCUACAACUACUAAUUCAAGAGCUGAGAGAAAAUCAUUUGAGUCUCAGAAUCGGAGGUCACUUGACGAUCAAACUGAUUCAUUCAGGUCACCCUUUACUAGAAGAGGCAUGAAUGGGAGAUCAUACGGAGAUAUAUCAUUCGCGGAUUCUGACAUAUCCUUUAUCAGCUCUGGAAGACCAAGCACUGAGCGUAACUCGGUUGAUUCAAACCGGACUCCUCCUCCAAGGCUAUCAAACUUCUCAGACAUGGACUAUGGUAGCUUCGAGUCAAUAAACUACGGACGGAGGUCACUGGAUAUAAACUCCCCAACUGCUUUCUCAACAGGCUCAUUUGAGAAUGAAAGGUUUUCUUCUGCUUCUCAAGGAGGGGAAGAUGUUGAGGCUGAGAUGAGGAGGCUUAAGCUGGAGCUGAAACAAACGAUGGAGAUGUACAGUACAGCUUGCAAGGAAGCGCUCACAGCAAAACAUAAGGCAACGGAGCUUGAACGCUUGAAGUUAGAAGAAGAACGGAAGUUCGAAGAAGCAAAGCAUGCAGAGGAAGCGGCGUUAGCCAUUGUAGAGAAGGAGAAAGCAAAAUCCAAAGCAGCAGUGGAAGCAGCUGAAGCAGCACAAAGGAUCGCUGAGAUCGAGUCCCGGAAGAGAAUCGAUGCAGAGAUGAAAGCUCUGAAAGAAUCCGAGGAGAAGAAAAAAGCCGUGAAUGCUUUAGCGCACUCGGAUAUCAGAUACAGGAAGUACUCCAUCGAGGAGAUUGAGGAUGCAACAGAGUUCUUUGACGACAAGUACAAGAUCGGUGAAGGCGGGUAUGGACCUGUCUACAAGUGUUAUCUUGAUCACACACCCGUGGCUGUGAAAGCUUUGCGCCCAGAUGCAACUCAAGGCAGGUCACAGUUUCAGCAAGAGGUUGAAGUGUUGAGCUGCAUGAGGCACCCUAACAUGGUUCUACUCCUUGGAGCAUGCCCUGAAUGUGGAUGCUUAGUGUAUGAGUUCAUGGCCAAUGGGAGCUUAGAAGACCGUCUCUUCAGACAAGGAGACAGCCCGCCGCUCUCUUGGCAAACGAGGUUCAGAAUCGCUGCAGAGAUCGGCACUGUGCUGUUGUUCCUCCACCAGACUAAACCGGAACCACUAGUUCACCGUGAUCUCAAGCCAGCUAACAUCUUGCUAGACCGAAACUUCGUAAGCAAGGUCGCUGAUGUUGGUCUUGCUAGGCUUGUCCCUCCAUCUGUUGCGAACACAGUGACGCAAUACCGCAUGACAUCAACCGCUGGCACGUUCUGCUACAUCGAUCCAGAGUAUCAGCAGACCGGUAUGCUUGGUGUGAAGUCUGACAUUUACUCACUCGGCAUUAUAUUUCUGCAGUUGAUAACAGGAAAAGCACCAAUGGGUCUAACUCAUUACGUCGACAGAGCACUCGAGAAAGGGAAUUUGAAAGAUCUGUUUGAUCCAAGUGUGCCUGAUUGGCCUGUUGAAGACACCACAGAGUUUGCCAAGUUGGCUCUCAAGUGCGCAGAGAUAAGGCGUAAAGACAGACCUGAUCUUUCCAGAGUUAUCUUGCCAGAGCUCAACAGAUUAAGAGAACUUGCUGAGGCAUCAUCUCAGUCUGCAGUGGUCAUCAACAGCCCCGGACCAACCCCCAGCGUUAGUCAAGCUUCCUCCCCCAAGUUG
Molecule: messenger RNA, 5463 nt
Organism: Thlaspi arvense
Lineage: Eukaryota; Viridiplantae; Streptophyta; Magnoliopsida; Brassicales; Brassicaceae
Source: the annotation of a GenBank genome assembly